Symbiodinium natans is the source of this 264-nucleotide messenger RNA. The record is from the annotation of a GenBank genome assembly. Lineage: Eukaryota; Dinophyceae; Suessiales; Symbiodiniaceae.
AUGACGGUGAACGACACCAAAGCAGCGAUUCGCAGCUUCAGGGCUUGCGUGAAGGAGAAGGGAGCAUCAUCUUGCGUUGGCGAGCGCAAGGUGGUUGCGGAAGGCCUUGCAACCGCCGUCAAGAGCGAAUGCUCGCCCUAUGUGGAGGACUUCUUCGCCUGCUUCUCACACCGCUACCAGCUGAGCUCCUGUGGUGACGCCACGGUCUCCAAGCUGCUGAAGUGCCAGGAUCAAUUUGCGGGACAGCUGAUGGCAGGCAAGUGA